This is a messenger RNA of Polychytrium aggregatum, 624 nucleotides long. RefSeq lists its product as uncharacterized. NCBI's taxonomy places the organism in Eukaryota, Fungi, Chytridiomycota, Chytridiomycetes, Polychytriales. The transcript has 3 exons. The record is from RefSeq and is a predicted model, not a curated record. Gene Ontology annotation, biological process: RNA 3'-end processing. The annotation marks the transcript as partial. Gene Ontology annotation, molecular function: nucleotidyltransferase activity.
AUGUACUGCGACCUCAACGUCAACAACCUUAUUGCCCUGCGCAACACUCAUAUGAUCCGAACCUAUAUUGAGAUAGAUCCUCGCGUCCGCCCCAUUAUCAUGAUAGUCAAGCACUGGGCCAAGCGGCGGGCCUUGAAUGAUGCCGCCAAAGGAGGAACCUUGAGCAGCUACUGCUGGGUCAUGAUGGUUCUCAAUUUUCUGCAGAUGCGCGAUCCGCCCAUUCUUCCGUGCCUCCACGAGCUGUACUUUUUCAAACUCAAAAACAGCAUCCCUGUCCAGCCCAUCAUCGUCGACGGAGUCGACUGCACCUUUGCCGACGAUCUCGAGACUCUGCGCGGGUUUGGAAAGUCAAACCACGAAACGCUGGGAGCGCUGCUGUUUUCAUUUUUUCGCCGCUAUGCAAUCGAUCUGGACUAUGAAAGGGAUGUCGUCUCCGUUCGGCACGGCCGCCUUCUCACGAAACAAGAAAAGGAAUGGCAUGUUGAUAUCGAGCGCAAGUGUCGAUACCUAUGUGUCGAAGAACCUUUCGAUCCCCAAAGAAACCUCGCCAACUCUGCCGAUGGCGCAUCCGUAGCCCACCUGAGGCAGGAGUUCCACCGUGCCCUGACGAUCCUCGCUCAGACC